CUUGCAUUCCCCGGGCGGGGGAAAGAGGGGGGCUCAGUACAAAUGCUUGGGCCCACUGGGGAACAGGCUCCAGAGGCGGGUGCGCCGGGGCCAGGCUGCAGCCAGUCAGAGGCCACGGGGUGGGAGCUGCCGGCCGGAGGAGCGCGCGGGGAGCUGGGCCGCGCUGCGGGAGCCGCCCGGAACCAUGAAAGCCGCCUGUCUCUUCCUGCUGGCGUCCCUGCUGUGCUCCAGGCGGGCCCUGAGCCUGCAGUGCUACAACUGCGAUGCCGACAAGGAAACCAGCCAGUGCAAGGUCUCCUCGUGCGGCGGGGUCUGCUUUAAGGGCGACUUGGUCCUGACGGUGAAAGGCAGCGGCGAGAAGGUUACCAUGGGAUUCAAGAGCUGUGCUCCCUCCUGCGAUGACGCCUCAAAGACCCUACAGGCGUUCCGGCCGGAGGGUCUGCCCGGGUUCCCCGGGGGUGGGGAGAGCGUUCUGAAUUCGGAGGUGAAGAACCUGGCCUGCUGCGACAAGGACCUUUGCAACGGGGCAGCCAGGGCCGGGCGCAGCCUCGCGGCGCUGGCCGGGGGCCUCCUGCUCAGCUUGGGGCCCCUCCUCUUGGCGCUGCUGUGAGGACCCUCCUGCGACUCAGGCACCACGGGCUCCUCCAGAAGCUUUAAAGGGGCCUCGCCACGGUCAUGAAUUCCACCCAGGACGCACAGUCGUAGUGACCUCACACUAGCUCUCUCUUGCAUGCACGCACACUGGCACAUGCCCAUGCGUGCGCACACACACGGGGUGCCCACGGUGUCCACAGCCUCAGACCCUAGAGUGCUCAGCAAACACAGGCUGUGCUGGAGUUCAUUCCGCUCUGCCGCCCAGUGCGGGCAGGGGAGGGGCGGGCAGUCCAGGCCGCUGUGCUGACCCCAGCCGCUGCUGCCACCCACCUGCCCAGUGCCCUGCCACCUGCCAACAAGCGCGCCAAUCCCGCAGGGCCGUCAGUUAAUCACUGACCUAAGAUCCAGGGCCCACAAGACCUGGCUGGACAGGGGCCUCUCGGAGAGCCCCACCUCCGGCCCUUCCAGCCCAGCUCCUGGCAACAGCACCGCAGGCAGGGCAACAGAAAAUAAACGCUUUCCAGCAGCGG
Molecule: messenger RNA, 1124 nt
Organism: Sapajus apella (tufted capuchin)
Lineage: Eukaryota; Metazoa; Chordata; Mammalia; Primates; Cebidae
Product: lymphocyte antigen 6H-like
Exons: 3
Coding region: 185-610 (141 amino acids)
Biological process (GO): acetylcholine receptor signaling pathway
Cellular component (GO): plasma membrane
Molecular function (GO): acetylcholine receptor binding; acetylcholine receptor inhibitor activity
Source: RefSeq, a predicted model, not a curated record